UCUCUGAUUUGACUUAAAUUAUCGAAUACUAUGAGAUUAUAUAAAGCUGGUUUGGCGAUGGAUGAAAGAAAUUAAAGUUGUGAAAUUGUAAGACACCUAAUUGUUGUAUUUUAGGUUAGACAAUGAACCUACAAGUGUAGAGGAAAAGCUUCGCCAACUUUUACUUUGAAUAAAUAGUACAUUAGUUCUUGAGUAAUCACUACAUGGAUUCAGUGGUUGAGUCAUUCCCCAAAAGGAUUCAGACAUUAAAUAACAUGGGAUUGGAAGUGAAUGAAUGUGUUCGAGAGUUUAAUUUGCCUCAACAGUUUCCCAGUCAAAUCACAGUAAACAAGUCAAUUCUUAAUAAGACUGGUACCGAAAUGAAUACAUCCAGUCCAUUAUCAGUAAAAUUUCUUUUGGGUAAUGAUACGAAUGUUUCGAGUAAGUUGCAAAAAUUGAAACUGAAAUCAGCAGAUGGACGAGAUCUGGGAGAAUUUAAUGUGCAGCUAUUAUCACAGCCAGGUAAUAAGUUAUCAGGAAAAACCAUAACAAUUGCUAAACAGUCAAAUAAGGUGAGUGUUUUUUCUGUUUUGAAAUCACAAAAUGCUAUUAGAAAGGAACCAAAUACAGUAGAAUUAUCAAGUAGGAAUCAGUGUCCUAUGAAGGUACCAUCGUCUCAUGGUAUUGUAUCUGCACCACGAUUAAUCGAAACCGAAAUUAGUUUGCAUAAUAUUGAAUCAGAUUCUAAUUACCGAGGUAAAAUAUCUCAACCGAAAAAAUUAGUUAUUAUACAACCUGAAAAUUCAUGCCAACCAUCUAAUGGAGAAAAUGGUGGCUCUGUACAUUUGAAUGAAUUAAAAUCUAAUGAAACCCGAAACACGACAUUUCAAUUUAAUAUUCAGCGUAAAAAUUUGAGUUGCGUGCCAGUUGGCAUUUCUGUGCCAUUGGAUACAAAAGGUGUCGAAGAUAAGUUGUGGGAAAAUGUGAGUAAGCAAAGUAAUUCAAUUAUUAAAAAUAAAACAGAAGGAAUAAUUAAAAUGGAAAUUUCUGAUGAAGGUGAAGUUAUCUCCAAUGAAAUACAUGCAAAAAGUAGUAUAUUGAAUUAUGGAAAGAGAACAAGUGAUUCCAAAAGUAGUGUAAGUAUCCAUAAUGACGGAACCGAACAGAGCUUUAAUCGUGUAAAUAAAAGAAGUUACAAUCAUGAAAAUCAUUAUAAUAAAACUGUUGCAUUAACAAGACCUUCGAAAGUCCAAAAGAUUAUGCUUCCACUAAGAACAACUAAAAUAAGUAAGACUGCAGAAAAGCAAAUUGAAACAUGUACAUUGAUUGAAGAAAAUGAGGGAAAUUCAACAAAUUUGACAGACAAUUUAAGUAUUGUUGAGGAAGCUCUAAGUAGUAUUAAGAAUAAAGAACUUCGUGAAAAGGCUUUUAAAGCUCUGGCAGAUUGCGGAAUAGGUAUAGAAAGACAAGUGCCGUUACGGCCACCAUCGCCAUCCAUUGUUGUACGCAAUUCACAGACACAGACACAAGUAUUUGGACUUUUGGAUCAGGAAGAUUUUAUAGCAAUUGCAGGAGACUCUGGAAAUCUUAAGAGAAUGAAGAAGAAAGAUAGAGACAAUCGGGAGCUAUCAAAUAUUAAUUUUAAUUGUGAUGAUUUUCUAUAUUGUGAUCAAAGUAAUCCAAAUUUACCAUCUCUGACUGAAGAGCAAGAUCUGUAUGCCUUAUUCAACAAGGAAUUUGGAAAUAAAGCUUCUACAAUUCCGGAACCCCUUUUGGAAGAACCUCUUGUAUCAUUUGAACAAAAAGUAUAUAAUAAAUUGAAAGUAGAUUUUGCAAUGAUGAAACAGGCAGAUGAAAAUGGCAUGUUGGGCAUUCACAGAGCAGUUUUGAACAAUGACGAGCAGGAAGUUCAUCGACAGCUAUUAAUGCUAAAAGCUUGCAAUGAAGAUCCUGACAUACCUUCUACAGAUGGACGGUCAAGUUUAGAAGUGGCGAUCGAAUACGAUGUCAAUAAAGCAAUAAUUCAAUUGUUACUGAGAGCUGGGGCUCAACCUGUUAGUUUAACAGGUGCUAACACUUCAGCAUUAUUACUUGCCUGCAAAUUAUGUUCUCCACGACUAACGGAUCUCAUAUCGUUUUGUCCGCGCGAAGCACUUAACGUUAUUGAUACAGCAGGUUUCGCAGCUAUUCAUUACUGUACACAGAAUAACAAUGUGGAGGGAAUAACAGCAUUGGUUGAAGCCGGUGCCGAUGUCAAUAUACGGGACCGCAAAUCCGGCAGAACAUCGUUGUUUCAUGCGAUGGAACAUCAAAAUGUGGAAGCUGCAAAAGUACUUUUAUCUCUUGGUGCUAUUUCUAACGUUGUGAAUUUCAGUGGCCAAACCGCAUUAAGUUUAUUGGAGAAUUUCAAAAAUCAUUCAUUAGCUAAAGCUAUGGAUGAAGCUAUUGUGUAAUAUCUGUCUAAAUGAAUUCAGCUAUAAUGUGAUUACGUUCAUGUAGAAUGUAUAAGGUUAUUUCCUUAAUACCGGGAGUUUAAUAUUAGGAAAUAUAUGGAAUAAAUUGCAAUUACACGUGAUUGUAGUCUUCA
Molecule: messenger RNA, 2566 nt
Organism: Orussus abietinus
Lineage: Eukaryota; Metazoa; Arthropoda; Insecta; Hymenoptera; Orussidae
Exons: 3
Coding region: 204-2432 (742 amino acids)
Molecular function (GO): protein binding
Source: RefSeq, a predicted model, not a curated record